Lontra canadensis (Northern American river otter) is the source of this 1331-nucleotide messenger RNA. RefSeq names its product bone morphogenetic protein 8A-like. NCBI's taxonomy places the organism in Eukaryota, Metazoa, Chordata, Mammalia, Carnivora, Mustelidae. Gene Ontology annotation, molecular function: growth factor activity; cytokine activity. Gene Ontology annotation, cellular component: extracellular region. The transcript is spliced from 7 exons. Gene Ontology annotation, biological process: SMAD protein signal transduction. Bases 1 to 1209 code for a protein of 402 amino acids. The record is from RefSeq and is a predicted model, not a curated record.
AUGGCCGCGCGCCCCGGGCCGCUGUGGCUCGUGGGUCUGGCGCUAUGCGCGCUGAGCGGCGGUGGCCCCGGCCCGCGCCCCCACGCUGGCUGCCCGGUCCGCCGCCUGGGCCUGCGCGAGCGCCGCGACAUGCAGCGCGAGAUCCUGGCUGUGCUGGGGCUGCCCGGGCGGCCCCGGCCCCGCGCGCCGCCCGCCGCCGCCCGGCUGCCCGCGUCGGCGCCGCUCUUCAUGCUGGACCUGUACCACGCCAUGGCCGACGACGACGACGAGGACGGCGGCCCCCCGGAGUGGCCCCCGGGCCGCGCUGACCUGGUCAUGAGCUUCGUCAACAUGGUGGAGCGUGACCGCACCCUGGGCUACCAGGAGCCCCACUGGAAGGAGUUCCGCUUCGACCUGGCCCAGAUCCCAGAGGGCGAGGCGGUCACCGCCGCCGAGUUCCGGAUUUACAAGCUGGCCAGCGCCCACCUGCUCAACAGGACCCUGCACGUCAGCGUGUUCCAGGUGGUCAGGGAGCAGUCCAACAGGGAGUCUGACUUGUUGUUUUUGGAUCUUCAGACGCUCCGAGCUGGGGACGAGGGCUGGCUGGUGCUGGACGUGACAGCAGCCAGUGACCGCUGGUUGUUGAGCCGGAACAAGGACCUGGCGCUCCGCCUCUAUGUGGAAACGGACGACGGGCACAGCGUGGAUCCUGGCCAGGCCGGUCUGCUGGGGCGACAGGCGCCACGCUCCAAGCAGCCUUUCCUGGUCACCUUUUUCAGGGCAAACCCCAGUCCCAUCCGAGCCCCUCGGGCAGCCAGGCCCCUGAAGAGGAGGCUGCCGAAGAAAACCAACGAGCUGCCGCAUGCAAACAGACUCCCAGGGAUUUUUGACGAUGUUCACGGCGCCCACGGCCGGCAGGUUUGCCGGCGGCAUGAGCUCUACGUCAGCUUCCAGGACCUUGGCUGGCUGGACUGGGUCAUUGCCCCCCAAGGCUACUCGGCCUAUUACUGUGAGGGGGAGUGCUCGUUCCCACUGGAUUCGUGCAUGAACGCCACCAACCACGCCAUCCUGCAGUCCCUGGUGCACCUGAUGAAGCCAGAUGCAGUCCCCAAGGCAUGCUGCGCCCCCACCAAGCUGAGCGCCACCUCCGUGCUCUACUACGACAGCAGCAACAAUGUCAUCCUGCGCAAGCACCGCAACAUGGUGGUCCGGGCCUGCGGCUGCCACUGAGGCCAGUGCCUGCCGCGGGGGGGCCCCCCCGCCCAGGACAGGCCCCUCUCCAGAGCCAGGAAACCCUCAAACCCAGCCAGAUUUCCGGCGGGUUGGCCCUCACCAAUCAAUGUAUCUGUGCU